AAAAAAACCUAUUAACAGGAUUUUUAUGAAUUUUUGCAGUUGUAUUUUCGUUUUCAGAUCUUUAGUUUUUUCCUUACACUCCAAUUGACCUAUAAAAUAACACUAAUAAAGAUUUGAAAUUUCUGCUGAAUGGAUCGAAGCCUGGUCUGUUUUAUAUGUCAAAAUAUUGACUCGAAUGACAUUUAUUUUCUCGCAAAUUUUAGUUGAAAUUCAAAUUGGGGCCUUUCUUCUUAAAUAUAGUUGGAAACGUGCACAGUAUAAUUUUUAAACACAGACGCUGCUAGCAAUUUUGCGUGGUUUGCGCUUUCAUCGACAAGCAUUGUUCAAGCAUGUACCAAUCGAUUGAAUCUCGCAUCUCACUUCCGAUUUGAAUAAGGGAAUUGUAGUAAAUCGUGCGAAUAUUGCUGCACGAGAAGUGAAAAGAGAAAGUAAAAAUUUUAAAAUGCCACUUCCAGCUGCAUUGGCUGCACGGCUUGCUAAAAGAGGACUCAUCACUGGCUCUGAAAAACACGAUUGUGCGAAGAAAGAGCCAAAGAAGAAGAUUCAUGAAGAAGUAAUAGCUGAAGAUUAUGACAGCACAAAGGACGACAUUAAUCAAAUAGACAUAUCACAAAAGUUUAUGGGAUACAGUGGCUGCCCUAAUAAAUAUAAUAUUUAUCAUGAAUGCACAAAGAAAUGCAAGGAAUUGUGGGGUCUUGGACAUGUACAACCCUCUGACAAAUACUUGAAGAAACAGAUAAGACUGAUACAGAGGUAUCCUUUGCCAGAAACUUGGAAAGCUGUUUAUGAUCCUGGAUCUGGUCAACAUUAUUACUGGGAUUGGUCGUCCGAUUUGGUAUCUUGGUUACCACCGGGUCAUCCAAAGUGUCAGAUAUCUCAGCCAGCUUCUCAAUUGAGGGAAGAGUUGCAUCUGAAAGCAGCAGACCAGGAUGACAAUAUGUCCAGUGACGAUAGUGGCAGUGAACAAGAACCGAUGGAAGUGGAGGAACCGGAGAUAAAGAAGGAUAAAAAGUCAGAAAACAGAUCGAGACAUAAGUCGGUAGAUAAUAAAAGAAAUCAAAGGUUAGAAAGAUCCGAGAGUAAAGAGAAGAAAGACAAAACUUUGGAUCCUAUGGAUCCAGCAUCUUAUAGCGAUAUUCCAAGAGGGAAAUGGUCCGAUGGUUUAGCAAGGCACAACGAAGCUAAAACAGGAGCAGAUACAACUGCUUCGGGGCCACUUUAUCAAAUGAGACCGUAUCCUAGUCCAGGUGCGGUUCUGCGAUCGAAUAGGGCCAAUAAGAUAGAAUCUGAAUCAUCUAACAAGCCUAAAGUAUCGUGUCCAGAGAAACCGGAAUAAAUUUCUUUUUUUCUAUACCUUCGGUGUAUUAUAUGCUUAUGUUUAUUGUACACAUCUAAUGUAAAUAUAGGAUAACUUGUGAAAUUUGCCAAUACUUUACUUGCUACAUCGUCUGUGAACGUGUAAAUGAACAAUUAAGUUCAAAAUUUUGCCAUUUUCACUUAUUAAAUUUCUUAACAAGACUUUGAUUUAUUUUUUUUUUAUUAAAAAUUAUAAUUCAACAUUUUAUUUGAUCAGAAGGAGAAAGUUUUAUUUAACUAAACAAAUCACUAAAUUUUUAUGGUCAAAUUUAAUUUGAAGAUCAAUGACACGAAUGUAUUUCUUUGAUUUAAAAAAUGAUAACAAAUCUUAAAUCCAUGUUAACGUUGGGAUUCUUCGAUGUAAUUGCGUUUGCAAAUUUUGUCAAAUAUAAAAAAGUUGAUAUAUGUGA
Molecule: messenger RNA, 1766 nt
Organism: Frieseomelitta varia
Lineage: Eukaryota; Metazoa; Arthropoda; Insecta; Hymenoptera; Apidae
Gene: PQBP1
Product: polyglutamine-binding protein 1
Exons: 6
Coding region: 443-1336 (297 amino acids)
Biological process (GO): alternative mRNA splicing, via spliceosome
Cellular component (GO): nuclear body; cytoplasm
Molecular function (GO): ribonucleoprotein complex binding; protein binding
Source: RefSeq, a predicted model, not a curated record